Molecule: messenger RNA, 720 nt
Organism: Camellia sinensis
Lineage: Eukaryota; Viridiplantae; Streptophyta; Magnoliopsida; Ericales; Theaceae
Source: RefSeq, a predicted model, not a curated record
AUGGAGAAUUUUUUACGAUCAAAAGAGUAUUGGCCGAUCGUUGAAUUUGGAGUUACAGAACCAGCAACAAAUACAGUCUUGACAGAUACCCAGAAAACAGAGUUGGAAAGAAGAAAGCUCAAAGAUUUGAAGGCAAAAAAUUACCUUUUUCAGGCAAUUAACCGUCCCAUCUUGGAAACAAUUCUUAGCAAAGAAACUUCCAAAGAUAUUUGGGAUUCCAUGAAGCAAAAAUAUCAAGGCUCUGCUAGAGUGAAGCGUGCACAACUUCAAGCUUUGAGAAGAGAUUUUGGGACUCUACAAAUGAAAAAUGGGGAAUCUGUCACCAGCUACUGUGCCAGGACUAUGGAGAUCAACAACAAAAUGCGAUUUCAUGAAUCGAAAGACAUAGAUGCAUUCUCUCUUGAUGAACUGCAGAGCUCCUUGCUGGUCUAUGAACAGAAGAUGAACCGAAGUUCAACAUCAGAGGAGCAAGUUUUAAAGGCUUUUACCUCUACUCAUUUCUCCAACUUCAGAGGAAGGGGUAGAGGUCGAGGUAGGGGAAGGGGAGAUCGAGGCAAUAAAGAUGGCAUCAGGUAUUUCAAAGGUGAUGAUGAUCAAUUUCACGGCAAAGGCAAAGGACGAGAUCAUCAUUUUGACAAAUCCAAGGUAGAGUGCUUUAGAUGUCAUAAAUCUGGACAUUAUCGUUCUGAAUGUUAUACUAGGCUGCCUAAAGACAAAUAA